CAAGCAGGGGCGGUCAGACAUAGAGGCUGGGCCCUGCAGGGCCUGAAGAAGCCAGCGCCUCACCUUCUCCCCUGGCUUUUGGGUCUUUUCUUUCUUUUUCCCACCAUGAAGAAGUGAGUGACCUGGCAGCCAACGAGAAGAACCAGGACCUGGUUUGGAGGAAACCAAGCGCAGAGGGCAGUGGCUGUGCGUCUCUUGGUCACUCACUUCCCUACCUGCCCAGGCAUGAAGGGUGGUGGCAGUGCCGUGUGGAGCCUUAUGUGGAAGCACUGCGUCUCUGUGAGGACCCUCAGCGUGGAGGGUGAAGCCCCCAGCAGCGAGACCUGCACAUCUUUGGACAGCCCUUCAGCCUAUCGCCAGGGUCCCUUAGUGCCUGGCUCCAGCCUGAGCCCGGACUACGAGCACACAUCUGGGGGCACCUAUGGGCUAUACUCUGGGCCGCUGGGGCAGCAGCAGCGCACACGGAGGCCCAAGCUGCAGCACUCGACUUCCAUCCUACGCAAGCAGGCUGAGGAGGAGGCCAUCAAGCGCUCACGCUCUCUCUCUGAAAGCUAUGAGCUCUCCUCAGACCUGCAGGACAAGCAGGUGGAGAUGCUAGAACGGAAGUAUGGGGGACGCCUCGUGACCCGCCAUGCAGCCCGCACCAUCCAGACAGCCUUCCGCCAGUACCAGAUGAACAAGAACUUUGAGCGCCUGCGUAGCUCCAUGUCAGAGAACCGCAUGUCCCGCCGGAUUGUGCUGUCCAACAUGAGAAUGCAGUUCUCCUUUGAGGGGCCUGAGAAGAUGCACAGCUCUUACUUUGAAGGGAAGCAGGUCUCAGUGACCGGUGAUGGCUCUCAGUUGGGGACCCUAGUGCCAUCUGAGUGCAGUGAGUUUGUUGAGCCGCCUUCCCUCAAGUCUUCAGCCCCAUCUAGUGACUUCGCAGAUGCCAUCACUGAGCUGGAGGAUGCCUUCUCCCGGCAGGUAAAAUCUCUGGCCGAGUCCAUCGAUGAUGCCCUCAACUGCCGCAGCCUUCAUGCUGAAGAGGCGUCAGUCACCAACUCAGGGCGAGCCCAGGACACGGACCCCCAGACAGCCCUGCAAACCAUGGACCGCCACAAACUGGAUGAGAUGACAGCCUCAUAUAGUGAUGUCACCCUGUACAUCGAUGAGGAGGAACUGUCACCACCCCUGCCCCUCUCUCAGGCAGGGCACCGGCCAUCCAAUGCUGAAUUAGACCUGCAAAUAAGGGCUGGAGGUGCCACUCAGGACUACUGGGCCCUGGCUCACAAGGACGACAAGGGGGACACAGACACUAGCUGCCAGAGCACACCAUCUCUUGAGCAGCAGGAGCAGCGGCUGCGGGUGGAGCACCUCCCGCUGCUCACCAUCGAGCCUCCCAGUGAUAGCUCUGUGGACCUCAGCGACCGCUCAGACCGUGGCUCGCUCAAGAGGCAGAGCACCUAUGAGCGUAGUCUUGGUGGACAGCAGGGCAGCCCCAAGCAUGGCCCCCAAAGUGGCCCCCCUAAGGGCCUGUCCCGGGAGGAGCCAGAGUUGCGGCCUCAGCCUUCCAGGCCCCUUGAUGGCCACUUGGCCAUCAAUGGCUCGGCCAACAGGCAGAGCAAAUCUGAGUCAGACUACUCAGAUGGGGACAACGACAGCAUCAAUAGCACUUCCAACUCCAAUGACACCAUCAACUGCAGCUCUGAGUCAUCAUCCCGUGACAGCCUGCGGGAGCAGACACUCAGCAAACAGACCUAUCACAAGGAGACCCGCAACAGCUGGGACUCACCUGCCUUCAGCAAUGACAUCAUCCGCAAGAGGCAUUAUCGCAUUGGCCUCAACCUUUUCAACAAGAAGCCUGAGAAGGGCAUCCAGUACCUCAUUGAGCGUGGCUUUGUGCCGGACACACCAGUGGGAGUAGCCCACUUCCUGUUGCAGCGCAAGGGCCUGAGCCGGCAGAUGAUUGGCGAGUUCCUGGGCAACAGGCAGAAGCAGUUCAACCGCGAUGUGCUGGACUGCGUGGUGGACGAGAUGGACUUCUCUGCCAUGGAGCUGGACGAAGCCCUCAGGAAGUUCCAAGCACACAUUCGGGUCCAGGGGGAGGCUCAGAAGGUGGAGCGGCUCAUUGAGGCCUUCAGCCAGCGGUACUGCAUCUGCAACCCUGGGGUGGUGCGACAGUUCCGGAACCCAGACACCAUCUUCAUCCUGGCCUUCGCCAUCAUCCUGCUCAACACAGAUAUGUAUAGCCCCAACGUCAAGCCUGAGCGCAAGAUGAAGCUGGAGGACUUCGUCAAGAACCUCCGAGGUGUAGAUGAUGGUGAGGACAUUCCCCGGGAGAUGCUGAUCGGUAUCUACGAGCGGAUCCGCAAGCGGGAGCUAAAAACCAAUGAGGACCACGUGUCCCAGGUGCAGAAGGUGGAGAAGCUCAUUGUGGGGAAGAAGCCGAUUGGAUCCCUGCAUCAUGGGCUUGGCUGUGUUCUCUCUCUGCCUCACCGGCGGCUGGUCUGCUACUGCCGGCUCUUCGAGGUUCCAGACCCAAAUAAGCCCCAGAAACUUGGACUGCACCAGCGAGAAAUCUUCCUGUUUAAUGACCUCCUGGUGGUUACCAAGAUCUUUCAGAAGAAGAAGAACUCGGUGACAUACAACUUCCGACAAUCCUUCUCCCUCUACGGCAUGCAGGUCCUGCUCUUCGAGAACCAGUACUACCCCAAUGGCAUCCGGCUCACAUCUGCAGUCCCUGGAGCAGACAUAAAAGUGUUAAUAAAUUUUAAUGCUCCCAAUCCUCAAGACCGGAAGAAAUUCAGCGAUGACCUGCGGGAAUCUAUUGCAGAGGUGCAGGAGAUGGAGAAGCACAGGAUAGAGUCGGAGCUCGAGAAACAGAAGGGUGUUGUGCGGCCCAGCAUGUCCCAGUGCUCCAGCCUCAAAAAGGAGUCAGGCAAUGGGACGCUUAACCGGGCCUGCCUGGACGACAGCUAUGCCAGCAGCGAGGGCCUCAAGCGCAGUGCCCUCAGCAGCUCCCUGAGGGACCUUUCAGAAGCUGGGAAGCGAGGGCGUCGCAGCAGUGCGGGAUCGCUAGAGAGCACUGUGGAAGGGUCCAUCAUUAGCAGCCCUCACAUGCGCCGGAGAGCUCCAUCAACACGAGAGUGUCCAUCUCGCCCACACCAGACAAUGCCUAAUUCAUCCUCCCUCCUGGGCUCCUUAUUUGGGAGUAAGAGAGGAAAGCCCCCUCCUCAGGCUUACCUGCCUUCAGCCCCUCCCCAGCCACCCCCAUACCUGCCAAGCCUGCCCCAUCCUCAGCACUCUGUGGCAAGCCAUCACCAGGGGCCUGCAGAGGGCCCCCCACAACCCCAGAUGCAUGGGCACCAUAGCCAGUACUGCCAUAUGCAGCAGAACCCGCCCCCUUACCACCACCACCACCACUACCACCCCCCGCAGCACAUCCAGCACGCACACCCGUACCACCAUGGACCCCCCGGGGGCCACCUGCCCUACGGGGCCCACAUGCACAGCCACCCACCACUGCCCUUGGCCCAUGCCAGCCAUCCCGGCCACUCAAGCCAUGCAGCACACCACCACGGGCAGUCCCCUGUUCCACCGCCCCCCACCAACAGCAAGGCGAAACCCAGUGUCAUCAGCACAAUUGUGUAGAUAGCCUGAAAGGGGGUCCCAGACCCCCUGGAACAAGUGCAUACCACACAGAGACACGCCUGGGGACAGCCAGCCUCAGACCAGACCCAGGGCACUUCUGUUUCCAUCUCUGCCCCCUGCUCCCCACAGCCUGGAUGGAACCUCCCAAUCCUAUGGGCUUGUGUUGUAGGAAACAAAGCUCCUGAUUUAAUUUAGCGUUGAGCCCUGGGCUCCGUCUUCUUCAACCCAAGGGGUGGGCCUCAGCCACCAUCAGCUUUGAAAUGGUUCCUCUGGCCAAGUUGAUGUUGAACUGCCCACCUCUCCACCCCCACGCAGCCCUGAACUCUUUCCUCCCUAGUUGUACAUGCAUAUGAAAAGCCUAGAAAAAGAAGAAACAAGACACAAAAACCAGAACAGAACAAAACAGAAAACCCAAAACUUGCUGCAUUAUUGCUCUUUUAUUGACAAUGGGCAAAAUUAAGUAGACCUGAUAUGGUUGAUGAAAAUACGUAAGUAAACUUUAUAUAAUAUAAAUAUAUAAAUAUAUAAAUAUAAAUAAAUAUAUAUAUAUAUAUAUACUGUAUAGGUAGUAUUUGUGUGUGAAAGGCAAACAUUUCAGUCCACAAAAUUAGCAAUAUAGACUUUACAAGGAGCUCCACUUACCUGAUAGAAAGACAGUACCUUAGAUGAAUGUGUGAGAGAGUAGGCCGAAAACCUAAAUGCUAGGAACAAACUCAGAUGCUUUCAUAUUUUCAUAAAAAGCAAAGAAGUCCCUCUAGGACUAAAUCAUUACUUACGCAAUCAUUACUAACUGUGCCAAGUAACAUAGAUCUAACUGUUUAAAAAGUCCAAUGUUGCUUUAUAUAAAUCCUUAUUUUAUUAACAGAAUACUAUCAUAAAUAAUCAGUAUUAUUAAUGCUCUGUUAUUUCAGGUAAGCAAAUAGAUAAAAUGCAGUAAACUACAGUAGCAGCUCAGGAUAACUAGUUAAGAACUGGUUGUCUUAGAAUAUUGGUUACACAGAUUCAUAGACAUUUGAACGGCUGUGAUAACUGUGAAUUUCCAUGAUCCAUAUUUCUUUUAUAUGCAUAUGAUUUGAUGCACACUCACUCAGAGUCCUCUAAGAGGGGCACCCAUACACUGCAGACGUAGCAUCUCCAACAUGGAACGACCAACUCUCAUCCUCGUCUCCCUCAGCGCCAUAACUUUUUCAUCCUGUUUCCAGCCGCAACAGGCAGAAGCCCCUGAGCAUGGUUUCACCAGGAACCUCUUUCAAACCUGCAGGCUGAUUUUAGCAUUUAGCAACCAGGGCAGUGUGUGUGUUUCCCAUUUUAUUUUCUGAGUGGUAGCCGUGAUCAUUGUAAUUUCAUGUAGCCAUGUGCUAGCAUAACCCCUGUGUCAUCACUGUGGCCCCUCUAACCCCAGCUGAGAAGUGCCCAGCCCUCACCGGUGAGGCUCCCGCUGCCUUCUCAUGGUCCAGUUAGCUGCCAGGGCAUCAUAUGACUCUCAGCUGUGCUCUUGUUGCUUCCGUGUUGUGGUGACACCAUCUGCUCCCCUGGGGCCGGGCGCUGCACGCGUCCGGUUCUGUGCCUGAGUCACCCAUGGGCCAUACUUUGUAGUUUCAGCCUUUCGAGCCACUGCAGCCACCAGUGCUGUGUUCCUAAGCCAUGGGACCCGAGGACUGCCCCACGGCACCUGCCCAGGUGGAGAGCCCUUUCAGAAAGGGCGAAGCAAACACGGGACUGUGGGCUGUGGGGCUUCGUGCUCCUGGAAGUCAUGGUGAGCUGUGGCCGGACUGCAGACGACAGAGGGGAGCCCACCUUAGCCACCCGGCUGGGUGUCUGUCCAUUUCACUCCCCAUCACCUCUUUGCCAUAUCAUUGAGGUCAUCAUACCAGCAAAUCUGCAAACUGAGCACUUUGUUAAUCUCCACAGAGAGCAAAUACAACAAUCUAGAAUUUAGCCUUUUUUAAAAAGAAGUGUGACUUGAACUUGCCUUCCUUUACCUUCUCAUUGGUCCAGCAUCUCUCUCUUGGGCAUCCACUCAAAAAGAGAGAGGCAAAGAGCACAGGCACUUGACCUGGUCCAGGCCCAGCUGAGGGGAGGCUCCCCAGUCCCACUGACUCCUGAAUUCUGUGGUUUUUCUUCAGACCCAGGCUCCCCGAGGCAUUCUCUGUUGUGCAGUUUAAAGGAUGUUGUUUUGACAAGGAAGUCAAAUACUGUGUGUCAUAGAUGUUGAUCGUGUGAAGCCACAUCUAUGUAUUGUAUAUUUGCAAAAUAUAUCAGUGUUACUAUUGACAAAUAGUUGAAGUAAAGUUAUAACAUAUUAAAUAUGUCUGCUUUUUUUACUCUUCUGUACCAAUGGUAGAGUUCAACUGUAAACUAUAGGUUGUUCCAGAAAAGAUACAGGCUGUUUGGUACAAGGAUGCUCUUUUUGAAGGGACAGGCACUAGUGAGAAACAAAGCAAAAAGAACCAACAAUAAAUUCAGUGGUGGAGGCCUGUGGGAGGGCUCUCUCAUCAUUGCGUCUGCAGUGCUCCGAGGGCCACUUGGGACUCUCACCUCCAAAACUGUUACUGAUAUGCUGAGUUUGUCAGGUGCCACAGGGCUAGGUCUAGUGAAAGGUGGCUUCUUGAACAAAUGCAGUUUCCAACUUUAUACGGUGUUUCCAACUUUAUACAGUGCAUUGUGUUCAAUGAGGUUUUCUCAUUCUCUGUGUUUUGUUUGCAAGCCUAUCAUAGGAAGUGUUUCCAGAAGUACAUUGUUCCGUUGAAGAGACUAGAGCCAAAUGUGAUUCCCAUGUUGCUUUCAUGGGGCUGUGCUCUCUGGAUCUCAACCUGUCAGAGUCACAGCUGUGGGGACCUAUUGUUCACAGAGCCCCUCGUGCCCUCAGUAGGCUGAGUGCCACCACGGUGUUUGUGUAAUCUGUCAGGACACUCUUGGGACAUUUUUCUCAAGUCGCACAAAUUAGUUCAAUACAUAAUUUCUGACAGGAACAGACAACCCUUAGAGGAAGCAGCUGGUAAUAUCACAAAAAUCUUUUCUGGGACAACAAUUAAAUCAUGUAUUUGUAUUUUUUUAAGUUUAUUAAUGAAUUGUACAACACUGUAAAAAUAAAGUUUAUCCUAAUAUGA
Molecule: messenger RNA, 6740 nt
Organism: Phyllostomus hastatus (greater spear-nosed bat)
Lineage: Eukaryota; Metazoa; Chordata; Mammalia; Chiroptera; Phyllostomidae
Gene: IQSEC1
Product: IQ motif and Sec7 domain ArfGEF 1
Exons: 14
Coding region: 226-3630 (1134 amino acids)
Biological process (GO): regulation of ARF protein signal transduction; actin cytoskeleton organization
Molecular function (GO): guanyl-nucleotide exchange factor activity; protein binding
Source: RefSeq, a predicted model, not a curated record